UGUCUUUAACUGUUCCAGAUUCAGGUGUGUCUCCAGGUGCUGUAGCAGGGAUUAUUGUUGGUGUUCUUCUGGUGUCUGCAGGUGUAGCUGCAGGUGUGAUGUACUACUGUCGCCGCAGGACCUCUGAACUACCAAAAGAAACGUUGUCAGUGAGGAAGGGAGAAUCUGUCACUCUAAACCCUGCUACUGAAAUACAGACAGGUGAUGAGAUACAGUGGCUGUUUGGAGCUGGAGACACUCUCAUAGCUGAAAUCAAAGGAGAGGCCAGAGAGAUUAAAGUGCAUGAUCCUGAUUGGAGAUUCUUGGGCAGACUGGAGCUGAAGGAGACUGGAUCACUGACCAUCAGGAACACCAAAGCUGCAUUCACUGGAGUCUACACUUCGAAGAUCAGAAGAGGCAGAGAAACCUUAUACAAAAGAUUAAUUGUUUCUGUCGAAGAGAGUGAGAGAGAAGUGGCAAUGGGAGAAUCUUUCACUCUAAACACCGCUACUGAAAUAAACAAAGAUGAUUGGAUACAGUGGAGGUUCAAUAAUGAAAAGGAGGCUACUAUCAUAGCUGAAAUCAAGACCAGAAAGAUCUUCAAAUAUGAUGGUCCUGAUGGGACAUUCAGAGACAGACUGGAGCUGGACAAGGAGACAGGCUCUCUGACCAUCACAAACACCAGAACUGAACACUCUGGAUUCUACACUCUGAAGAUCAGAAGAGGCACAAAAGAAACCUUAUACAAAUCAUUCUGCAUUUCUGUCAGAGAGUGGAUGGUAGCAGAGAUGGAGGGAGAAUCUGUCACUCUAAAGCCAGCUACUGAAAUAAAUAAAGAUGAUUCGAUACAGUGGCUGUAUGGAGAUGAAGAGCAGCAGACUGUCAUAGCUGAAUUCACUGGAGAGACCGGAGAGAUCUUUACAUAUGCUCAUGUUGCUGAUGGGAGAUUCAGAGACAGACUGGAGCUGGACAAGACGACUGGAUCUCUGGCCAUCAAGAACACCAGAACUGAACUCUCUGGACUCUAUCAUCUACAGAUCAGAUCCAGCAGUGGGUUGUCAUACCAGACAUUUAGUGUCACUGUCAAAGAUAAAGUGGAGAAGAAAUUACUGAUAGGAGACGAUUCUGUCACUCUAAACCCUGAUACUGAAAUACAGAGAGAUGAUCUGAUCCUGUGGAUGUUUGGAGUUCAAGACAAGCUCAUUGCUCAAAUCAAAGGAGGGACUGGAGAGAUAUAUGGUGAUGCUAAUGAGAGAUUCAGAGACAGACUGAAGCUGAACGAAAAGACUGGAUCACUGACCAUCACAAACAUUGAAGCUGAACACUUAGGACUCUAUAAAGUACUGACCAUCAGCAGCAGCAGAGGGACCUUGUGCAAGAUAUUCAGGGUUUCAAUAAACUUGAGCUAUGUGGAAAGGAGGAAGGGAGAAUAUGUACGUCUGUACACUGGUCUUACUGAAAUACUGACAGAUGAUGAGAUACAGUGGAUGUUUGGAGAUGAAAACUCCCUCAUAGCUGAUAUAAAAGGAAGGACUGGAAAGACAUAUGAUGUUCUUGAUGGGAGAUUCAGAGGCAGCCUGGAGCUGAACAAUCAGACUGGAGAUCUGACCAUCAAUAACUCUACAGUUAAACAUGCUGGAGAUUAUAAACUAAAGAUCCGCAGCAGUAAAGGGAAUACAAACAGCACAUACAUUGUUAUUAUCAAAGGUGAGUCGCUCCAGUCAAUGUAAUAAUGAUCAC
Messenger RNA from Sinocyclocheilus rhinocerous, 1719 nucleotides. RefSeq lists its product as uncharacterized. Bases 99 to 1709 code for a protein of 536 amino acids. NCBI's taxonomy places the organism in Eukaryota, Metazoa, Chordata, Actinopteri, Cypriniformes, Cyprinidae. The record is from RefSeq and is a predicted model, not a curated record. The transcript is spliced from 6 exons.